AUGCCUCCCAGAUUAGAGGCUCUGCAGCGCUUGGGCACUGCCAGUCUGUGUCUACGGCCCGCCGCUCGACCUGCGAUCCCCCAGUUUCUCCCCAUCACGCAAACCGCCAACCUCUCUCUACGCGAGCGCAAACGAAAGGCGAAGCAGGAUCCUUACAAGUACGCACAGGCUCAGCAACGGAAGAAUGUCAACUUGAAGAGACGAGGCGAGCUCGAGGCCGAGCGUAAUGCCGGCUGGGGUGAUGCCGUCUGGGGCAAAGAUACUCCUUUCAUCAAGUCUCUCGCCGCUACCAACAAGGAAUUCGUUGCACAGGGUGGCUUGGAUGCUUCCAAACCAGUAGAAGCACAGAAUAGACUUCGCAACUUCUUCCUCACUGAUGCGGAGCUGGAGCGUGCCGGCGAGCGCGCAUUCGCCUUGUCGAAGCCUGUGUCGGGCGUCGUCGAUUGGCAGAUGGACCCGGCUCAAAAGGAGAAGGAAUUGGAUACAUUACAUCAGGAGAAGCACGACAGAGCCAUGGAGGCCUUGAAGCGCAUCACCUCGCUGCGCAACAGCAGCGCCAAGGACCGAUAUCACGUCAACGUCCGUCGCAUUAUCGAGGAAUUCGGCCGCCACAAGACCGACGGCGUCCUCGCACCCAAGCCAGACUCAAUAAACCCUAGCACAGCUGCCGAAGUACCGCGAGGCGGUCCUGAUACCGGUAGCUCCGAGGUCCAAAUCGGCAUUCUCACUGCCAAGAUUAGAAACCUUGCCGGCGUCCUCGAGCUGAACAGAGGCCACAAGGACAAGCACAACAAGCGCAACCUUCGCGUGCUGGUGCACAAGCGCCAAAGAUUAUUAAAAUAUAUGGAGCGCAAGGAGCGCGGAAGCGAGCGAUGGACAAACAUGAUUGAGAAGCUGGGUUUGACGCCAGCCACAUGGAAGGGACAAAUUUCCAUGUAA
[Torrubiella] hemipterigena is the source of this 939-nucleotide messenger RNA. Lineage: Eukaryota; Fungi; Ascomycota; Sordariomycetes; Hypocreales; Clavicipitaceae. The record is from the annotation of a GenBank genome assembly.